Messenger RNA from Sclerotinia sclerotiorum 1980 UF-70, 1083 nucleotides. RefSeq lists its product as hypothetical. The transcript has a single exon. The record is from RefSeq and is a predicted model, not a curated record. Bases 1 to 1083 code for a protein of 360 amino acids. NCBI's taxonomy places the organism in Eukaryota, Fungi, Ascomycota, Leotiomycetes, Helotiales, Sclerotiniaceae.
AUGACCCAACGCCGCAUUUUCGUGGUUGGUGCUACUGGCGCCCAAGGUUUACCUGUAUGCCGUGGGCUCGCAAAGGACGGUGGAUACAGCUUGCGCGUCCUGACGCGGGACUCUACAUCAUCUCGGGCACAAGAGCUUGCUAAGCUUGGAGAUGUCGAGUUCGUCGAGGGAACCUUUGCCAGUGAAGGAGAUCUCCGCAAGGGGCUUACAGGGUGCUGGGGAGCCUUCAUCAACAUCGAUGGGUUCAACUGCGGCGAAAAAACUGAGACCUACUGGACAAUCCGCUCUUAUGAGCUAGCGGUCGAGCUCGGUAUCAAGUUUUUCGUGUUUGGUAACCUUGACUAUGUCUACAAGAAGAGCGGCUACAAGCCGGAAUUUCGCGUUGGACACUAUGAUGGCAAAGGCCGUCUUGCGGAGUGGAUGUUACAGCAGAGAAAGGACAACAACAUGGGGGUCUCCAUUUUCACUACGGGUCCGUACAUUGAGAUGACGAUCACGGCGAAGAGUGCCAUGACCCCGCAGUUCGAGGACGGGGUUGUCAUUUGGAGAGUUCCGCUUGGCGAAGGCGCGGUUCCACACGUGGCCCUCGAUGAUUGCGAGCACUACGUCCGCUGGUUAUUUGAUCACCCUGAGGAGUCCGACGGGAUGGACCUAGAAGUCUCCAUUGAUCAUAUCCACUACAAAGAUCUGGUCACAGCAUUCGAAAAAGUAACCGGCAAACCAGCCCGCUACAUUGAUGUCCCAAAAGAUGUCUAUUUCAAGUACAUACCACUUCCCGACGACGCACCGGCCGGAUAUAACGCCGAUCCAAAUGAUCCCGCAACUAUGAGCUUCCAAGAAAAUUUUUCUGGGUUUUGGACUAUGUGGGCUAAUUCAGGAGGAAAUAAGGGUGUUAUCAAGAGAGACUACGCGCUGUUGGAUAGGAUUCAUCCAAAUAGAAUUAAGACUGCUGAAGAAUUCUUCAGGAGGGAGGAUGAGAAACUCCGGGCUGCUGGUCGAGGGGGAUUGUUUGAAGUUAUUCAGUCCAACAGCCUGGACAUGAUUUUGAAGGCGUCUGCGGAUAACAGAACGGGAAGGUUGUAG